AUGCUUCACAGCAAAAUGUUCGCGGUGGCCGCAGCCGCUUUGUUGGUUUGUGUAGAGACCGUUACUGCUGGUCUACCUCUCUGUGUCGCCAAUAGAUGUCCUAAGAAGAGAGCAUUAUUUGGUGAUAUCGGAAAGAACGACCUUUUGCCUAGACAAGCCGACCCAUAUGCAACUAUCUACCCUUUGACACCAAUUCCUUUCUGGGCAGCUUUACCAUUCUCCUCCUGUGGUGGAACUACAACAGUAGGAGGAAUAGCAACAAAAACCAUCUGUCCUCUUGAGUUCUACUGUCACUGCCAUAGCGGUGGUAGCAGCCUCUGCCUUCCAACAUCGACCGUCGGGCCUGCAUCGAUUACCACUUGUUCACCAUAUUCUGGAGUGACAACUUGCUCACAAUGUGAAUUCUACUGGCAAACCACACUCACCAACAUGGCCACGGCUUACCAACAGUGUGGUGGUUAUUCAGACGGUAUUAUCACACAAGCCUGGGACGUGCAAACGCUCUGCCCCGUCAACUACAGAUGUAACCCACUCAACUUUUGGUACAGCCAAUGUACUCCAGUCACUGCAUCGCAGACUCCUAUCAGUCCAAGGCAGUACUGGGCCUGUGCAUCCCAAAGCUACUCUUAUGCCACUGCUCAAGGCGACCGAUGUGGUGGUCAUUGCUUUAAGGCCAAUGGUAAAGUCGAUGGUAUCUGUCCAAAUGGCAUGAAAUGUUGGACAAAGACAUAUACAAACCCUGGAUAUGACGCGUACUGCUAUUCCACGACGCCAACACCAACCAGCCUUUGGCGUACCAAUCUUUGUUACCCAAUUCCCUAUGAUUUCGUUGCAACCUCAGCUCCAGUUUGCACACCCCAAACCGGUGCCACUCAAACCCCAUAUGGUCAAUGUUAUGGUGCUACUGUCAACGCAGCCGGCAGCUCUAUCAGUUGGAGCGGUCCCUCAAAUUGCCCAUGCGGAUACCAGUGCACUACCUACAAUCCUUCUUAUGGUAUCUGUAACAAUAUCCCCAAUCUCCCAACUAGCGCCUGCAAUACAGUCGGAGCUGGUACUCAAACAUUGUAUGGUCGUUGCGGUGGCAGCACAUAUGUCAAUGGAAGCGUUUCCUCGUGGAACUCGCCUACACUCUGCCCAGCCGGUGCAAGCUGCGUUACUGACGAUGGUGGUUGGUAUGCUCAGUGCAGACCCGUUGCUAAGAACCGCAGAAGGUCCCCUAGCCCAGCCGCUGCACCAGCCCCCCUCCCAGUUGCCAAUGCUGCUGCGCUCCCUACUGCGGCUGCUGAAUUUGCUGAAAAGUAUGAGGGUGCUCGACCAGCCUCGAAACCCAGAUAUCUCUAA
Messenger RNA from Orbilia oligospora ATCC 24927, 1341 nucleotides. RefSeq lists its product as uncharacterized. Gene Ontology annotation, molecular function: cellulose binding. The transcript is spliced from 4 exons. Bases 1 to 1341 code for a protein of 446 amino acids. The record is from RefSeq and is a predicted model, not a curated record. Gene Ontology annotation, cellular component: extracellular region. Lineage: Eukaryota; Fungi; Ascomycota; Orbiliomycetes; Orbiliales; Orbiliaceae. Gene Ontology annotation, biological process: carbohydrate metabolic process.